Molecule: messenger RNA, 4159 nt
Organism: Talpa occidentalis (Iberian mole)
Lineage: Eukaryota; Metazoa; Chordata; Mammalia; Eulipotyphla; Talpidae
Gene: CIITA
Product: class II major histocompatibility complex transactivator
Exons: 20
Coding region: 2-3382 (1126 amino acids)
Biological process (GO): positive regulation of transcription by RNA polymerase II; inflammatory response; positive regulation of MHC class II biosynthetic process
Molecular function (GO): protein binding; ATP binding
Source: RefSeq, a predicted model, not a curated record
CAUGCGCUGCCUGGCUCCACGCCCAGCGGGGUCCUACCUGCCAGAGCCCCAAGGCAGCGGACAGUGUGCCACCAUGGAGCUGGGGAAGCUAGAAGGCGGGUACCUGGACCUUCUCAACAGCAACGCUGACCCCUUGCAGCUUUACCACUUCUAUGACCACAUGGACCUCUCCGAGGAAGAAGAGCUGGAGAUGUUCCCAGAACCCGACACGGACACCAUCAACUGCGAACAGUUCAACAAACUGUUGUGUGACAUGGACGGUGAUGAAGAAACCAGGGAUUUUUAUGCUAAUAUCGCGGCACUGGACCAGUACGUGUUCCAGGACUCCCAGCCGGAUGGACUGAGCAAAAACAUCUUCAAGAUAGGACUGGACGAAUUGGAAGACGUGAUCAGCGAGAUGGUGGAACUGCCGGAGGAAGCAGGGCAGAGAAGUCAGAAAAGACCCUUCCCAGAGGAGCUGCCAGUGGACCCCAAGCACAGGAAGCUCGCUGAGACCCCCGCUGUGCCCAUGGUGACUGGCACUUUCCUGGUGGGGCCAGUGAGUGAUUCCUUGACUACACCUGGUCUGUUCUGCAAGGACUCAGCAUCAGGCCAGCCCCCGCUGGAGGAAACCGUGCUGGCGACUGGGCCUCCCUCCAGUUCCCUGUUGAGCUGCCUGAAUCUCCCUGCCGGACCCAUCCAGAUCAUUCCCACUCUGCCCCAGGGGCUCUGGCAAAUCUCAGGGGCUGGGCCAGGAGUGUCCAGUAUACUCAUCUGCCAAGGUGAUAUGCCCCAGGCUAGCCAGACACCCCCUGCCAGCAGCCCAGCUGUCCACAGCCUCCCGAAGUCCCCAGACCGGCCGGGCUCCACCAGCCCUUUUGCCCCAUCGGCAGCUGACCUCCCUGGCAUGCCCGAACCAGCCUUGACCUCCCGUGCAAACGUGACAGAGAACGACCUGUCCCCCAGCCAAUGCCCUGCGGCUCUCAAGGUCUCCAGCAAGCUUCCAAAAUGGCCUGAGAGUGUGGAGAAGUUCUGCCGUGCACUUCGGGACAAGUACGAGGCUGAGCCUGCAGGCCCGGAGGGCAUCUUGGUAGAGGUGGACCUGAUGAGGGCACGACUGGAGAGGAGCAGCAGCAAGAGCCAGGAGAGGGAGCUGGCCACCCCAGACUGGGCAGAGCGGCAGCUGACCCAAGGGAGGCUGACUGAGGUGCUGCAGGCUGCUAGCGACCGCCGGCGGCCUCGUGAGACAAAGGUGAUCGCUGUGCUGGGCAAGGCAGGACACGGGAAGAGCCACUGGGCCCGGGCUGUGGGCCGGGCAUGGGCCCGUGGCCAGCUGCCGCAGUACGACUUCAUCUUCUCCUUCCCCUGCCACUGCCUGGAGCGCCCAGGGGACACCUACCGCCUGCAGGAUCUGCUGUCCAUUCUGGGCCCACAGCCACUGCCAGUGGAUGACCAGGUCUUCGGCCACAUCUUGAGGAGGUCGGAUCGCGUCCUGCUCAUCCUGGAUGCUUUCGAAGAGCUGGAGAAUCCAGACGGACUUUUGCACAGCUCUUGCGGACCCCCGUCAGCUGAGCCCCGCUCUCUUCGGGGGCUGCUGGCGGGCCUCUUCCAGCGCAAGCUGCUGCGGGGCUGCACCCUGCUGCUCACGGCCCGGCCCCGGGGCCGCCUGGCCCAGAGCCUGAGCAAGGCUGAUGCCCUGUUUGAGAUGGUGGGCUUCUCACCCGAGCAGGCCGAGGCCUACGUAGCGCACUACUUUGAGCUCUCAGGAGCCACGGAACACAGAGACAAGACCUUGGAGCUCCUCCGGGGACAGCCUUUUCUGCUCGGUCACAGCCACAGCCCCACUUUGUGCCGGGCGGUAUGCCAGCUCUCCGAGGCCCUCCUGGAGCUGCAAAAGGAGGCCGAGCUGCCCUCCACGCUCACAGGACUCUUCGUGGGCCUAGUGGGCCCCGCAGCCCACGACAGUCCCCCGGGCGCCCUGGUGGCACUGGCCAAGCUGGCCUGGGAGCUGGGCCGCCAGCAUCGCAGCAUCCUGUGCGAGGACCAGCUGUGCUCGGCGGAGGUGAAGGCCUGGGCUGUGGCCAAAGGCUUGCUGCUGCCGGCCCCUGGGUCCCCAGAGACUGAGCUGGCCUUCCCCAGCUUCCUCCUGCAAUGCUUCUUGGGGGCUGUGUGGCUGGCUUUGAGCAACGAGGUCAAGGACAAGGAACUACCGCAGUAUUUGGCUUUGACUCCACGGAAGAAGAGGCCUUAUGACAACUGGUUGGAGGGCUCGCCUCGCUUUUUGGCAGGUCUGGUCUUCCAGCCUCUUGCUCACGGCCUGGGGGCCCUGGCAGGACCAUCAGUGGGCACCUUGGCAAAGAGGAAGCAGAAAGUGCUCGCCAGGUAUCUGAAGCGGCUGCAGCCAGGGAUGCUGCGGGUGGGGCGGCUUCUGGAGUUGCUGCACUGUGCCCACGAGGCCUCAGACCCUGGGAUUUGGAAGCACGUGGUGCAGGGGCUCCCCACCCGCCUCUCCUUCCUGGGAACCCGGCUCACACCUCCCGACAUCCACGUGCUGAGCAGCGCCUUGCAGGCGGCGGCCCACGACUUCUCCCUAGACCUCCGCAGCACUGGCAUUGACCCCUCUGGACUGGGGAGCCUCGUGGGACUCAGCUGUGUCACCCGUUUCAGGGCCGCCUUGAGUGAUACCGUGGGGCUCUGGGAAUCCCUGCGACAGCGAGGUGAGACUGAACUACUCCAGACAGCGGAGGAGAAGUUCACCAUUGAGCCUUUCAAGGCCAAGUCCAUGAAGGAUGUGGAAGAUCUAGGCAACCUCGUGCAGAUCCAGAGGAUACGAAGUUCCUCAGAGGACACUGCUGGGGAUCUCCCUGCUGUCCGGGACCUCAAGAGGCUGGAGUUUGCGCUGGGCCCCAUCUUGGGCCCCCAGGCUUUCCCCAAGCUGGUGAGGAUACUUGAGGCCUUUUCCGCCCUUCAGCAUCUGGACCUGGACUCGCUGAGUGAGAACAAGAUCGGGGACGAGGGUGUCGCCCUGCUCGCAGCCACCUUCCCGCAGCUGAAGGCCCUGGAGACACUCAACCUGUCCCAGAACAGCAUCACGGACGUUGGCGCCUGCAAGCUCGCCGAGGCCCUGCCCUCGCUGGCCGCCUCCCUCCUCAGGCUGAGCUUGUACAACAACAGCAUCUGCGAUGCGGGCGCCGAGAGCCUGGCCCAAGUACUUCCAGACAUGGUGACCCUCCGGGUGCUGGAUGUCCAGUAUAACAAGUUCACCGCUGUGGGGGCCCAGCAGCUCGCCGCCAGCCUGAAAAAGUGUCCUCAGGUGGAGACGCUGGCGAUGUGGACGCCCACCAUCCCGUUUGGGGUACAGGAGCACCUGCAGCAGCAGGACUCACGGAUAAGCCUGCGAUGAUCCCAGCUGUGCCAGGACAAGCAUGUUCUCGGAGGACACUGACCACGCUGGACCUUGAGCAGGUUAUUUGUGGACACAACUCUUCUCGGGCCAUAUCCAGCGACCCUGGUGUCCUGACGCCCAGUCCUGCUGCCUCAGGCUGAACCUCUGCCUGGCGGUGAAAAGUCCUCAGCCUGCUGCACGGACAGACCCAGGCCUGUCCCAGGCUCCUGUGGGGCCGAGAUGGCGGCUGGCCCUGGGGAUGGGCAGGUACCCGGUGUACCCAGCACCCUGAGGUGCUUCCUGUGGGACACUCCAGCGGGGGCUGGAGAUGCCAGCUGCUCCCAGCCCAGGCACCUGCCAGCCUGGGGAGACACCCCCACAUACUGCCCUCCCUGCUGGACGUGCCAACAUCCUGAGAUACCAGAGAGCACCCCAGGCCUGCUCAUUUUCCAGGCAGAGACAGGCUGCUCUGUCUGCGGGACUCACUGUUUUGCACUGACUUGGUCUGCAAGGCCAAAGCUGGGCCUGGCCGACACUGGACCUUGGCUAGAAAACUGCUGACGCACACUAAAGGGAUGGGGUGGCGUCCCGUCUGCCCCGGGGCCCCCCUCCUGUGUCCUUUCUCACUACGCCAUGAAGGCUCACUUCAUCUCAAGGGCAGGCCCGUGUUUGAGUUUUUACCAUGAUUGCCAUUUCGGAGGACCCUGCCGUUCUGGUUAUCUGAUGCAUCACAACCUCCCCACCAAACGGAGUGGCCUCAUCCAGCACGCGUGCACCUGGCGCUGAGUGGGGAAG